Messenger RNA from Xyrauchen texanus (razorback sucker), 4130 nucleotides. RefSeq names its product NK2 homeobox 5 (gene nkx2.5). NCBI's taxonomy places the organism in Eukaryota, Metazoa, Chordata, Actinopteri, Cypriniformes, Catostomidae. Bases 157 to 1098 code for a protein of 313 amino acids. Gene Ontology annotation, cellular component: nucleus. Gene Ontology annotation, biological process: cell differentiation; regulation of transcription by RNA polymerase II. The record is from RefSeq and is a predicted model, not a curated record. The transcript has 2 exons. Gene Ontology annotation, molecular function: RNA polymerase II cis-regulatory region sequence-specific DNA binding; DNA-binding transcription factor activity, RNA polymerase II-specific.
GUACGUAUCGAGGGGUCUAUUAGAAAGAUGAAAGUGGUUAUAUAUCUCCAAACACUACAGAUUAUCCCCAUUCAUUAAACGACUAGACACCCUGAUGAAUGCCAACUGGAUUGUUAGAGAGUGAGAAACUAAAGAGGAUUCUCAUUAGUCCAUGCAAUGUUUUCCAGUCAGAUGACUUCCACUCCUUUCUCAGUGAGGGACAUAUUGAACCUGGAGCAGAAUCAAGAGGACAUGGUCUCUCUGGACAUGUCUCAGCGGCUGGACAGUGCCCUAAUUCCGACCUCAUCCUGCAUGCUGUCCACUUUCAAACAAGAGCAGUUCAUGGACAUGCCAUCCGGAUCCUCUCUAUUCGGCGAAGACCUUCAGGAUGACAAAGCCAACAAAAUCAGCCCAAUGAACUUCGGUACUGCUGCCUUUUAUGGUAAACAUUUCUUAGAAAUGGACUAUGUUAAAGACACAAAGACGGAUGACACGUUUGAGGAAAAGGAGAAAAAAGACAUCAACUGUUCUCAAGAAGAGCCGAGGGGAGAUCUAAAGCUGGAUGAUCCUGAUCGCCCCAAACAGAGAAAGAGGAGGAAGCCUCGCGUUCUUUUCUCUCAAGCACAGGUGUACGAGCUGGAGCGACGCUUCAAACAGCAGAAAUACCUUUCUGCACCAGAGAGAGAUCAUCUAGCCAGCGUUCUUAAACUCACCUCCACGCAGGUGAAAAUCUGGUUCCAGAACAGACGCUAUAAGUGCAAGAGGCAGCGUCAGGAUCAGACCCUGGAGAUGGUGGGCAUCGCGCCUCCGAAACGCAUCUCGGUGCCGGUUUUGGUUCGUGAUGGGAAACCCUGUCUGGGAGACACAUCAACUUAUAACACCUCUUACAAUGUGGGGAUCAGUCAUUUCACCUAUAACACUUACCCUGCCUUUAGUAAUUUCCCAAGUCCGGGCAACACGAACUACUCAUGCAACUACCCAUCGAGCAUGUCUGCCAUCCAGUCCUCACAGUCAAACAAUAAUUACAUGAACUUUGGAGUUGGGGACGUAAAUAAUGUCCAGGCAUCAUUUCAGUCCAGCAGUGGGGUAUCCUCGUUACAUGGUAUUAGAGCUUGGUGAAAAAGACACUAAAAGACGAACUCUAUACAGCAUGAAUGGUUUCAACUGACAUUUUUUUAAUCGAUGACUGUGAUUUGCUGAAAAUCACAGAUUCAAGGCUGGGUUUAGAUUUGUUUGAGAAAUGGUAGCCUAGAUCAGAUAUAAACUAGUUCAUUUUCACGCUUCUUUAGUAACUUUUAUAUGCACUGUUUUUAUUAAAAACUGCCUGAAUAAUUUGCUUGCACUCGAGUUAAAUUAUGAGAGAUUAACAGCACGUGAAAUAUGCAACAUGCAGUUUAUUUAUGAUUUUUCACUAGAUGUGUUUUCAGCCCUUUAUAUAGCCUAAAACUCGGGAAAAGCUAGCAAGCUUUUCUUUCUUUCUUUUCUUUUUUUUUUUUCUUUCUUUCUUUCUUUCAAGAUCAAUAUUUUCUUUCAAUUCAAGAUCAAUCUAAUUGUUUAACCCAUCUGACAAGGCAAUAGUCUGAAAUUAAAUGUAGCAAGGAAAAAUAUGUUAAACAUUACUGCCAUGAAAGCAAUUGUUUUAUUUGUGUAAAUAACCAGAUUGUUUGUAGAUAGCGCACAAAUAAUACAGCAAAAUAUUUUGUUAUUCAGUUGCCUUUGUAGGUUUGAUAUGUAAACUUUUCGAAAAAAAAAAUAAAAAUAAAGGCUUUGCGGAACUGUUUGCAAACAUUAUUUGUUUUGCAGCAUCAGUGAAAAAAUCUAAUAUAAUAAUACAAAUAAAAAAAAUGUGCAUUCGUAAAAACUAGUUUUGUAAUAAUAAUAAUAACUAUCAUUAAUGUAUUAAUAUUAUUCACUACAGCCAAAUAAAUCUAAUGCUUUAAAUUGCCCAAAAUAGAGACAAAAUAUUUUAAACAAACAACAAAUAUUUUGAGAAAACAAAAAACUUUAAUUGGAGGAUUUUAAACAACAACAAUACGAGUUUUUUUUCUAGUCGUGGUUUAUAAACGGUGCCUACGCAUGCUUUACCAAAGGUUAAAUUGAGUUUAUUUGUUUUGCUUAUCAAAGACUUAUCCACUAAAAUCAAUAUGAUGUAUUUAUACAAUAUCUAUAAUAUUUCUGAAUUAACAAUAUUUAAUAACCGAUAACUUCCGUGAUGUUUUUAUGUGGAGGAUUACUUAGAAAGGCAAAUAUUUGCGCUGCAAUCGUCAAUAAUUAAAUAUUUUAACUAAUAACAUUUUAAAGUUGAAAAUAUUUCAGGUAAAGUGAUCUGUCACCUUGUUGUUGUAUCAUGUGAAUUGAUUUGACGGGUUUUCAGAGUAAAACACUCUGACCUUUAAAUUAACUUGUUUUGGGUGGGACGUUUGUCAUCAUUGUGAUGACUGAUUAUACAAUUACGUGCAGUUUAUCGUCAGCUGAAGAUAAAGGCCUAAAUUAAAAUGUUACUCCACAUCCACUUAUCCUGUUUUUUGUUUAUAAUACAUCCUCAUAAGCACUUUAUAGAUUAAAUUACUUUUGUAUGUUUUUAUUUUUCCACAAGUGUUUGUUUCACCCUUGAUUGACAACACCAAAGUGCUGUGCUUAGUAUGUAGAAUGGCACCAUUUGCUUGACAGAGAGGUAAGGGUGCAUGGUUGUGCAUGAAAAGACAUUUAUGGAGGAGGGAAGGAGAUCUAUAUUUGCUACCACUUAAAAAGAGUAAUAGUUUGUCCUUGGGCAUCUCUCUGGCCUCUCCACACAUAUCAGUAAACACAAUUCCCCCUCUCAAUAACAAAAUCUACCACUGAGCUAACAUCUGCUUAUAGAUAAAAUAUAUAAACUGCAUUAACACAGUAGUUAGUUACAGUGAAGAUGACUAUAAAUUCACAUCAAAUGUGAGGACCCUGAGAGGUAGAGAGAAAGGUCACACAGUUGCAAUAGUGGUCCACUCUUCAGAGGCGUUGAAAAGAACAAGUCAGAUAACAAGGACGCACAUCUCUAAAAAUAACAGACCUUGUCCUCCAGCCACAAUGGAAGGAGAAUGACAGAGAGAUGGAGAGAGCGAGGGAGAGAAAGAGACCAGGGAUGGAAUAAUCAGCCUAUCCUGGUCUUAUCGGAGGAAAGACAGGGUUGCAUGCCUUUUUAUCAGUAGUGCUCUGAUUAUGCCCAUAGCUUUUCUGAGCUUUUUCCUCUGUGAUACUCCAGUUCUGUCCUGCCCAGUAAAACAGCUGCUAGUUCAUCACCGCACAGGAUGUGAGUUUAACUAACCUAAAUUGCCUGUCAUAGGUGUCCAUGUGACAGCAUCCAGUGUCUAGCCUGGGAUCAGCUAGAGGCAAGAAACUGAGAAACUGACAGACUACUUUAGCACCAACACCAUGGGGUUAUAUUUUCAGACCUUAAUUCAACUUCUUUUUUCUUUUUCUUUUUUUGGCUAAAUAAAUCUUCCAUUGUGUUACCUCUAGAUGAUUUUUUAAAAUGAUUAUUAUUAUUAAAAAUUAAGACUUAAAAUUAAGUCUUCAUUUAAUGUCUAUUUCUUAACUUUUAAAUGUAAAUAAUUUAUUUUACUUUCACUACUUAUUUACAAAAACAUCUACUAACAACAGCAUUUUGAUAUAGAAGACCGAUGUUUUAUCAUUGGAAACUAUAAUUGGAUCCUCCCUAUAUUACACAUUUAAAAUGUAAAACUUAAAAUGGUGGUCAAACAGAGACUAUUUUCAGGCUUUAGAGGAGCAAUAAACAUAUAUUUACGCUUAGGAAUGUUUAAAAAUGUAGAGAUUUUAUUGGUAGUAUACUACUACAGUAUUUGUUAAACUCUUCUGCUGGAAUAAAAUAGACUUGCAUUUUGAUUAUUCACAAUUUUAACUCAUUUUAGUUAUGCACUAAAUUUAUCAUAAAUAUUAGAAAUGUUAAAAUAUAAAAUAAAUAUUUAAGUAAUGACACAAUGACAGCACACAUAAGUUACAGCUUCUCUUCUGCAACAGUAUCUCAAAACAGAAACUUGUCAUAUGCUUUUUCAUUCUUUGUAGAAGAAUUAACAAUCUCACAAAAAGGAGAAAUGUUUUAAGGUGCAAUUCUCUUCUAUUUUCAACAAUGUUAACAUUUACCCAUCAUUAAUGGC